Pseudoliparis swirei is the source of this 1980-nucleotide messenger RNA. RefSeq names its product makorin, ring finger protein, 2 (gene mkrn2). The transcript has 10 exons. The record is from RefSeq and is a predicted model, not a curated record. Gene Ontology annotation, biological process: protein polyubiquitination. Bases 78 to 1331 code for a protein of 417 amino acids. Gene Ontology annotation, molecular function: ubiquitin protein ligase activity; metal ion binding. Lineage: Eukaryota; Metazoa; Chordata; Actinopteri; Perciformes; Liparidae.
CAGUCGGCGGUGUUUGAAGGGAACACCGACGCGACCACUGGGAAGCAGCCGUUGUAGCUCACAGCCCCGCGAGGAAGAUGAGCACCAAACAGGUGACCUGCAGGUACUUCCUCCACGGCGUGUGCAGGGAGGGAAGCCGCUGCCUCUUCUCUCACGACCCCAACACCAGCAAACCCUCCACCAUCUGCAAGUUCUACCAGAGGGGAGUGUGUGCCUACGGAGAGCGCUGCAGGUAUGACCACAUCAAAUCUACACCCAGAGGAGGAGGGGGAAUGGGAGGUGGAGGAGGCGGAGCUCCAGAGGAUCACGCCGGUCUAGAAGGAGCUGGAGGCGGGGCUUCAGUCCGAGGUGGACUGAAGAAGCCGAUGGUCCUCAGAGAAAGAGUCCUGGGUGUAGACAGCAUGUUUGGGGGUCCACCAGACGGUCUGGGUCCAGGCGUCACGGCGGCGGCUGCGUCUCCUCACUCGUACGUCCAAGCCACCAGGACGGGCCUGGACCCUUCUGCCCAGCAACAAGCAGCCCCUCCCCCCCCGAUGGGCGGGGCUUACCAGGACCUCCCCCAGCUCUGCCCCUACGCCGCCGCCGGCCACUGCUUCUACGAGGACAACUGCACGUACCUGCACGGCGACGCGUGCGAGGUGUGCGGGCUCCACGUGCUCCACCCGCACGACCCCGAGCAGAGGAGAGCGCACGAGAAGAUGUGCAUGCUGGCCUUCGAGGCCGACAUGGAGAAGGCCUUCGCUGCCCAGCUGAGUCAAGACAAGGUGUGCUCCAUCUGCAUGGAGCUGGUGGUGCAGAAGCUGAACCCGUGCGACCGCCGGUUCGGCAUCCUGUCCUCCUGCUGCCACACCUUCUGCCUGACCUGCAUCCGGCAGUGGCGUUGCACCCGCAACUUCAGCAACAAGAUCAUCAAGUCGUGUCCAGAGUGCCGGGUGGUCUCAGAGUUCGUCAUCCCCUCUGUCUACUGGGUGGAGGACCAGGAGGAGAAGGACCACCUCAUAGACCUCUUCAAGUCUGGAGUCAGUAAGAAGUCCUGCAAGUACUUCGAUCAGGGCCGCGGCUCGUGUCCCUUCGGGGGGAAAUGUUUGUAUCUUCACGCGUUCCCCGACGGAACUCGAGCGGAACCGGACCGGCCGCGCAAACAGCUGAGCGCCGAGGGCAACGUCCGGUUCAUGAACAGCGUCCGGCUCUGGGACUUCAUCGAGGAGCGCGACCAGCGGCCGGCGGCAUCCCUCGAUGAUGACAUCACGGAGAUGAGGGAGCUCUUCAUGCAGAUGUCGGGGCCGAGCAAUGACGGGCCGGAGAGCCCCCCCCCCGCCCCAGACCAGUAGAGAGACCGGACCACGUCCCCCAGGUGGUCCGACACCUCUUCGACGCGGAGGCGGAGCCCCGUCUGUGGAUCUUUUUUUUGAAAUAUUAAAUCAUGUGCUCAUUUGCAGCUCUCUGUGUGUUUCAGUCUGGAAAACUAAAUCCCUCGUGUACACAAGUUGGGUAAUUGGUUAAUGAUCUGUUGUUACCAUUUUAUUUAUUGUGUAAAUAAGUAAAUACUCGGUGUGACGUCGUUUCGUGGUGUUUGAAGUUCAUCUUCCUCCAUUUCUAGUCAGCGAGGUUUGUUGCUGUUCAGAUAUCCAAUUAAGGAAAGUGAUUAAUGAGGUGCAGUGCUCUGAACGGACCAUUAGGGGUCCUCGGUCCCACAUUUUUCUUCAGGCAUCUGUGUUGAAUACUUGUCCUGCCUUUUUUUAAAUUAUGACGACUAUAUAACAAAAAUGUCCUCACGGUUAAAAAUAUAUAUUUUAAUCUUGGAUAAUGUAGAUUCAGAUUGUGACCAAUUCAGAUGUCUUAAAAAAAUGAAAAGAUUGACACACCGUGGUGCAACACACACACACACACACUAGAGGUCAUUAUGAAAAAUACAUACAAAAUGAAUAUGUGAAGAAAAAAAAUGUAAAUGAAUAAAAAUCAUUUCUUUUAUUAAAGUCA